This is a messenger RNA of Xiphophorus couchianus (Monterrey platyfish), 2380 nucleotides long. Its product is annotated as riboflavin transporter 2-like. The record is from RefSeq and is a predicted model, not a curated record. Gene Ontology annotation, cellular component: plasma membrane. Gene Ontology annotation, biological process: riboflavin transport. The transcript has 4 exons. Gene Ontology annotation, molecular function: riboflavin transmembrane transporter activity. The coding region runs from base 349 to 1680 and encodes 443 amino acids. NCBI's taxonomy places the organism in Eukaryota, Metazoa, Chordata, Actinopteri, Cyprinodontiformes, Poeciliidae.
UCUGUUGAGCGACCUGCAGCCUCCUGAUCCGCUCCAGGAGAAUUAGCUGAAUUCUGCAGAUUCUCUAUGAAGCGACCAGAAGGAGAAUCUGCUGCCCUGCAAGGUGAAGACGGCCAUCAGCCAAUCAGGACCAGGCUUUCUGCAGGACCCGCCCCCAGCAGGGCUUACACCCCGACGCGACGCGACGCUCCUGCCGGUUAUCGUUGCUCAGGACUUUGGCUCCAGAAAACGCCGCGUCCGCCAGAAGCAGUAUGAAAUCAACGUAUAAAGGCCUUUAGCUGGACCAGAACCGUCCCCUAGCCUCUGACAACCUGCUGUCCGGGCGCCUCCCCGCAGGACGCCUCUACCAUGGCUGUGCUCACCCACCUGCUGGCCAUCCUCUUCGGGAUGGGCUCCUGGGUCUCCAUCAACGGCCUGUGGGUGGAGCUUCCUCUCAUCGUGCCGCAGGUCCCAGAGGGAUGGUACCUGCCCUCCUACCUGUCCAUCCUCAUCCAGGCGGCCAACGUCGGGCCGCUCGUCGUCACUCUGAUGCACCGCCUCCGGCCCGGCGUCCUCAACGAGGCGGCGGUCAUCUACGUGAUCGUGGCGGUGGGCGCCGUGGCCAGCUUCCUGCUGGCUUUCUUCUGGAAGGAGACGGUGGUGGUGGCCGGCGGCCCCCGCAGCCUGGCUCUGCUGGUUCUGACCUUCUUCCUGGCGACUGUGGACUGCACCUCCUCCGUCACCUUCCUGCCCUUCAUGAUGCGCCUCCAGCCACACUUCCUCACCUCCUACUUCGUCGGGGAGGGGCUGAGCGGCCUGCUGCCGGCCCUGGCGGCUCUGGUCCAGGGCGUCGGCCUGGUGCGCUGUGUCAACGGCAGCCGGUCCCUGAACCACAGCGGCCACGGAACCGGACGCCUGGAGGCUCAGUACCAGCCCUCCAACUUCUCCGCCGAGGUCUUCUUCUUCUUCCUCAGCGCCAUGAUGCUGGUGAGCCUGGCAGCGUUCCUGCUGCUGGACCUCCACCCGGCCGUGGCCCGGCAGCAGCCCGACCCGUGCUACUCCACCGGGUCCAGGGAGAGGUUCCGGAGCAGCCGGAAGAGGGCCGAGCAGAGGCCCAUGAUGGACCUCUUCAGGCCCCAGAACCACAAACCCAGAAGCAGCUUGGGUUCCAGCUCCUGCAGCCAGAAGCAGCUGAUCUUCAUCUUCGUGGUUCUGGGCUGGGUCAACGCCCUGAGCAACACGGUCCUGCCGUCCGUCCAGUCCUACUCCUGCCUGCCCUACGGGAACGGCGCCUACCACCUGUCGGCCGCGCUGGCCGCCGUGUCCAACCCGCUGGCCGGCUUCGUAGCAAUGUUCGUCUCCAUCAGGUCGCUGGUGUUCCUGGGCUUCCUGACAGUUCUGGGAACCUUGAUCGGCUUGUACAUAAUGCUGAUGGCGGCGCUGAGUCCCUGCCCCCUUCUGGUCAACGACGGUUCUGGCGCCGCCAUCAUGGUUCUCGCCUGGAUCCUCCUCAUCUUCUUUCUGUCCUACGUGAAGAUCAUCAUCGGGGUGAUCCUGCGGGACGAAGGUCACAGCGCCCUCGUGUGGUGCGGAGCGGUGGUGCAGCUCGGCUCCCUGCUGGGAGCCGUCGCCAUGUUCCCUCUGGUCAGCGUCUACGGCCUGUUCUCCUCCGGGGACCCAUGCGGCACCAGUUGCCCCUGAGGGAACCAUCAGGGGGACCCAUGAAGGUUCCCCAAUGAAUCCAAAGGGUUUAAAUGUUGCACUCUUUUAGUUUUUUGCUCUUUUGUUUUAUUAAAAAUCUGCACAUUUGUCACAAUUUUGUUUUAACUGCAUUUAUUUUCAUUUCAUUGUUUGCUUUAUGACAGUAAAAUAAAAAUCUCCAGGAAUCUUCUCACCCAGUCGCCUUCAAAGCUUUUCUUUCAGUUUCAUUGCAUCGCUAAAGAAUCUGAAUUUGGUGAAAAAACUAAAUUUUCAUAACAUUUUUAUAAAUAAUUUAAUUAAUAAUAAUUAAUAAAUAUUCUGUAUUUGGUCUCUUUCUGGUCCAUCAGUGUAACGUCAGUCGUUGGAUUUGCUGAAGUUGCUUUUGAAACAUAAAAAUAAAACUUCAACUUUUUAAGAAUGGAUAAAACGACACGUGGUUUCUUCUUCUAGCCGCAGUCUGAGAAAACUCCCAGCAUUCUCUGCGUCGGUCAGCCGCCACUUGUUCUUCCUCUUGACGCAGAUGAGCGCCCCCCCUUGGUGGAGAGGUAGAACAGCGGGUGGAUGACGCUGGCAGCAGACAACAGCAGGAUGGAGAUGGGCGUGAGGACGCAGCUGAACAGCUGCUGGUCCUGAAUCUGGAACUUCUGCAUGGCGGCCACCGGGAUGUAGCAGAGCAGGUUGAUGGCCGUGGUGGCGCAGA